AUGGACACUGAUGACACAAUGGACUAUGACAAGGUAAAAACUGCUGUAUUGGAAAAGUUUGAAAUAAGUACUGAGACCUACAGAUCGAGGUUUCGGUCCACGACGGUGAAGGAAGAUGAGACACCCAAGGAGCUGCGAACACACCUUAAAGACCUGUAUGAAGAGUGGAUGGUUCCAAAGGAAAAGACACGAGAGCAAAUAGGAGAUGUCGUCGUGCUGGAGCACUUUCUGAGAGUUCUCAGCCCAGAUCUUCAAACCUGGGUUAAAGAGCGCAACCCCUCCACUUCAAAAGAAGCUGCAGAGAUUGCAGAGGCUUUCCUUGCAGCUCGUCGCCCACAAAAAGGGGUUCCAGCAAAGCUCAUGCCUGCACUCAAACAGGAGGUGGAGGAGAUGCUGGCUAGGGGGAUCAUAGAGCCUUCCAGAGGUCAACCUUACGCCUUCACCUCCUCCUCAACGGGUCAGUCUGAUUCCACCACCAUUUCCUUAAUGAUGGGUCAGUCUGAUGCCACCACCAACUCCUCCCCAAUGGGUCAGUCGGAUGCCAUCACUCCCUCUCUGAUGGUUCAGCCUUCUGCCAGCCCUAGUCCACUGCGAAGCCAACCAGCCUUUUCCAAGCCAGAGCCCUUCAGUGGGAAAGUUCCAGAGCCAGAGCCCUUUAGCAGGUUAGCCCCCAAGCCAGAGCCCUUUAGCGGGCCAUCCCCUAAGCCAGAGCCCUUUAGCGGGCCAUUCCCCAAGCCAUAG
Messenger RNA from Cyprinodon variegatus (sheepshead minnow), 741 nucleotides. Its product is annotated as zinc finger protein 24-like. The record is from RefSeq and is a predicted model, not a curated record. The coding region runs from base 1 to 741 and encodes 246 amino acids. Lineage: Eukaryota; Metazoa; Chordata; Actinopteri; Cyprinodontiformes; Cyprinodontidae. The transcript has 4 exons.